CAAAGUCUUGAAGAAUUUCUCAUUGAAAGGAAGCCAACAAGGAUAAGAGUAGGGCUUGUUGGAGCUGCGGAUAAGUUACAGGAAUUAAACAAACUAAUCACCAUUUUCUCUUUUUUCCCGUGGACACUCAAACAGGGCAGCUGCAAUGUGGAUUCAAGUGCGAACAAUGGAUGGCAAAGAGACCCAUAGGGUGGAUUCGCUGUCCAAACUUACAAAGGUGGAUGAGCUGCGGCAGAAGAUUUCGGAGCUAUUUAAAGUGGAGCCGGAAAGGCAGAGGUUGUUUUACCGUGGCAAGCAGAUGGAGGAUGGACACACGAUAUUCGAUUAUAAUGUGGGCCUUAAUGACAUCGUGCAGUUGCUCAUUAGACAGAACACACCCCGUGUUGGAGUUACUAAAAACAAAGACAAAGAAGCGGAGCUUUCCGACUCUGAUUCUGGCUGCGGCUCAACCCAGAGUGAGUCUGACAAGAGCUCGACUCAUGGUGAGAUGGAGGUUCAGACCGCUGGUACCUCUGCCCAAACAAGCCCCCCGCAGCUCCUGGAACCGGGAUUUGGAUUUUACAAGGUCAAUGAAAUGGUGGACGCAAGGGACUUGAAUAUGGGCGCGUGGUUUGAAGGCCAGAUCGCCAAAGUCACCAGGAGCCCCGUGAUUCCCCAAGAGGAUGUGGUUGAGGUGAAGGACGAAGACGAGAUACUGUACCACGUGAAAUAUGAAGAUUACCCAGAGAACGGUGAGAUCCCUCUUUUGGCUAAGGAUGUUCGCCCGAGGGCCCGGUCUGUGUAUCAGUGGGAUGAGUUGGAGCCUGGUAUGGUCGUUAUGCUCAACUACAACCCAGAUGAUCCCACGGAGCGUGGAUAUUGGUAUGAUGCUGAGAUCCAGAGAAAAAGGGAGACACGCACCCUGCGAGAGGUUUAUGCAAAGAUCAUUUUAGGAGAGGCAGGGGACUCGCUCAACGACUGCCGAAUUAUGUUUGUAAAUGAAAUUUACAAAAUCGAGGCAGCUGGCUCUCAAAAUGAUACACCCGUUGGAUCAGAGAGUCCACCGAAAAGAACAAAUGGACCCGAGUGCAAGCACUGCAAGGAUGAUCCCGAUAAAAACUGCCGUUGGUGUAACUGCAACAUUUGCGGCAUCAAGCAGGAUCCUGACAAACAGCUGCUGUGUGAUGAAUGUGACUUGGCCUACCACACAUACUGCCUAAACCCACCACUCACCACCAUCCCAGAGGAUGAAGACUGGUAUUGCCCAAAAUGCCGCACUGACUCCAAUGAGGUUGUGCGUGCUGGAGAGAAGCUAAAGGACAGUAAGAAGAAAGCCAAAAUGGCUUCUGCCAGCUCUUCAAGCCAGAGGGACUGGGGCAAGGGAAUGGCCUGUGUUGGUCGAACCAAGCAGUGUACCAUUGUCCCAUCGAACCACUAUGGCCCAAUCCCUGGUGUUCCUGUUGGCUCAUUGUGGAAAUUCCGAGUACAGGUUAGUGAGUCUGGUGUCCACAGACCACAUGUAGCUGGGAUCCAUGGCAGAAACAACGAUGGUGCUUACUCUCUGGUCUUAGCAGGAGGCUAUGAGGAUGAUGUGGAUGAUGGAAAUGAGUUUACUUACACUGGUUCUGGAGGUCGAGAUCUGUCUGGGAACAAGAGGACUGCUGAGCAAUCAUGUGAUCAGACACUUACUCACAUGAACCGUGCACUUGCUCUCAAUUGCAAUGUUCCUGUCAAUUGGAAGAAUGGUGCUCAGGCAAAGACCUGGAAGGAUGGCAAGCCAGUACGAGUGGUUCGCAGCUGGAAGGGUCGCAAGCACAGUAAAUACUGCCCUGAGGAAGGAAACAGAUAUGAUGGGAUAUACAAAAUAGUGAAAUACUGGCCAGCCAAAGGCAAAUCUGGUUUCUUGGUUUGGCGCUACCUCCUUAAGCGGGAUGAUGAUGAGCCAGCACCAUGGACCAGAGAUGGCAAAGAACGCAUCAAGAAACUUGGACUUGUCAUGCAGUAUCCUGCUGGUUAUCAGAAGGAGAAAGAGAACAAAAAUGAAGAAGAGGAGGAAACACCCAGCAAGGCAAAGAGAAAGAGGGAGUCUCAGCGCAUUGAAUCCACUAAGAACUCACCAGCCAAGAGUCCCAAGAAAGUGAAAGUGGAAGUUUACAAGCUGUCUGGAAAGCAGAAGGCGUUCAUCAAGGAUGACAGGCAAAACAAGAAAGUGUGGGAUGAAGCCAUGGAGUCGCUGUCCCUCGGCCCGAAAUUUCUGAACAAAGUUGAAGAGGUUUUCCUCUGCAUUUGCUGCCAAGAAGUAGUCUAUCGGCCCAUCACCACUGAGUGCCAACACAAUGUCUGCAAGGAAUGCCUUCAGCGUUCCUUCAAGGCAGAUGUGUACACUUGCCCGGCCUGCAGACAUGACUUGGGCAAAAACUACUCCAUGACUGUCAACAAGAAUCUGCAAGAGAUCCUUAAUCAGUUUUUCCCAGGUUACAGCAAUGGCCGAUGAUCAAGAGUUCCUCCAACUCGGACUUGGUAGAAUUUAAAAAACAUGCAAAAUGUAAGGGCAAUUUUCAUUUAGAGACGAUAAAGAAUUUGUUCCUCUUAAUAUAUUUUUAUGAAUUAUAAAUCUACCAUUGCUGUGGACUUCAGUGCGCCUAUCUUCCAUGAUGUGUUGGUAAUGAUGAGUUGUUUUUUUUGUUUGUUUCCCCCUUGUUACUUACUGCCUGUAUUCCUAUGUUGUUGCAACCGUAAAAUGUGAUAUUACACUUUUUUGGUCCAUCAACUUGGUAAUGCCACUGGGAUAGUAGUGACAUUUUUUUUUGUUUCUCUGGUCUCCUUAAGAGAUGUCAACUUAAUCUCUGUAAUAAAAAAUGUUUCCAUUUCAAUUAUAACGGGUAAUUUUACAGCCGUGAUAUUAAACUUGCUGUGGCACAUUACACUAUCGGUUAAGCAUCUCUUUCACUGAUUAUUUUGUUUUUAAUUUAAUCUUUUUUAAAUAUUUUGACUUAUUUACCCUGCUCUGCUUUCUUUUUCUUUUUUAAGAAAUCAAGUCACAACUUGACCCGCUGUCCUUUCAGCUUGUUAAACUGUGUUUUCACUCUGAUAGAAUAACAUAAUUGGAAUGAACUCCUAAGAUAUGUGCUUUUAAAGUGUUGUGUCAAACCCUCAUUUAGCUGUUAUUUGUUGAGUUGAGAAGUGUAUUUUUUUUUUCUGUCACAAUUUAUGAAUGUGUUGUUAUCCAGUCAUUUGCCCCCUGAAGGGACCAGAAUUACAUGCUUGCCUUCGAGGAUAAUUUACAAUCAAUUGCAACAGUUUGGAUAUCAUCCGACAGCUGGCCUUUGUUGUUGAGGCUACGUUUUGCAGAAUGGAUCAAAUUUAUAUUUUCAGAAAUUGUUUAAUGUCCAUUUUAGUUUUGAUAUAGUUUUAGAACUGCUUGCACAUUUUGCAAAUUUGUCAUUGCAUUGUAAUUCAAUAAAAUAAAAUGAAA
This is a messenger RNA of Syngnathus acus (greater pipefish), 3454 nucleotides long. It is a transcript of the gene uhrf1, whose product is annotated as ubiquitin-like with PHD and ring finger domains 1. Gene Ontology annotation, molecular function: protein binding; ubiquitin protein ligase activity. The coding region runs from base 146 to 2473 and encodes 775 amino acids. Gene Ontology annotation, biological process: negative regulation of gene expression via chromosomal CpG island methylation. The record is from RefSeq and is a predicted model, not a curated record. Lineage: Eukaryota; Metazoa; Chordata; Actinopteri; Syngnathiformes; Syngnathidae. The transcript has 17 exons.